AGUCGGUAAUUAACAAAGCAUUGUUUGUACUGUUUUCGCGUAUUUACUGUUUUGCUGUCAUGCUGUGUUAGUUUGUUUAGCCUUGAAAAUUAUCACAUCCUUCUUUUAUGCUGAUAGUAGAAGAGAAGAUCAUUUUUAUGGAGAUUAAAGAUUUAAAGGAUAAAAAAAUCAUACAAUUUGGGGUGGAAUUGGUCAUCAAAAUCAAUUAUUAAAUGACAAAACAAAUAAUGGAGACAAACGUCAAUGCCGGAAAAUUGGGUCCAAAAACACUACACCCCCGCCCCUGAACUCACUCUAUUCUGCAUUUGUGCAAAUGAGUUGUUAAAGAAAGUCUAAGGAGAGAUAGAGGGAGAACAAGUGGGAAAAACUACCACUUAGGGUAUGGGUCAAAAUCUAAAGGGACACCCAAAUAAGGAAAGAUAGAUAGGGAACAAGUAGGAAAAGUUAUCAUUUAGUGUAUGAGGCAAACCAAAAGAGAUACCGAAAAGAAAUACGGGACGAUAUAUUUAGGAACGGAGGGAGUAAUAAGAAAACCAAAUACAACGCCGGAUUGAAUGUAGUAGAGUGUUCAAGAUACCCAAAAGGUGAGUGAGCGUAACAAAAAGGUAUGGAGUAGUUAAGAGAGAUAUAUAAGGUGCAAGGUUUGGUGCUACUAUUGAAAAGUAAAAUAUUGUAUUAGUUUAAUGAGGGAAACAGUUGAAAUUAGUAAGAGAAUUUUAUAUUUCUAUAGUUUUGCACAUUCUUCUAUUGAUUUUGAAAGGAAAUCAAUGAGCCCAAAACUAACAUUUUGUUUGGUAACUUGUUGAUUUUAAUGAGGAAGACUAAGUAAAACCGUAGAAAGGUAGUACUUUGUAUGUAUUUUUCUAUUUUACCAUGUUUGUUAAUUGUGAGAGAAAACUAUGGAAAAGUAAAUGUGUGGAUUUUUUUUUAGUUUUUCAGAGUUUUCCUUUAAAAAUCAAUGGUAAACUGAAAAACUGCGAGUAUACACUUUUUCUCAUUAAACAAUCAAAUAAGUGAAAACUGGUAAUUGCUUUAAUUUUGUUUUCCCACAUAUAUACAAAGUAAUGCUUAUCCACAUAUUUCACCACUGAUUGUGUUUCCAAACACGGCGUAAAAUGGCUCAAUUAUAACUAUAAGGAUUUCCCCACAUUUACUUUCCAUCGUUUUCACUCCUAAUAAACAAACAUGGUAAAAUUGAGGAAUCCUUACAUUUCUACAUUUUUAAUUAGUUUUCCUCAUUUGAAGUUAAUGUAUGUAUAAUUAGGUACUUUCACACUCAAAAUUUACGAGUAUGUUUUAGUCGGACUUUAUAAUGACCCCUCAGCCCCUUAAAGUUUGUUUCAUACCUACUUUUCAUUUGGCAAAUUGGCAAGUAGGGUUGUAAAUAAAGUGGAGAGAGAACACGGGACCAUGUUAACUAAUAUAAAUAUGCAAUCUUUUAUAGACGAUCCAAAAAGAAAAAUGAGACAAUCAUAAUGGAAGGAGCAUAGGGGUUAUGCUUUGACGAAGUCAUAAUUUUUUUUUUUGUUGCAAUAGUCAUAAACAUUUAAUGACUAUGAUAUGACAAAGUCAAUACAUCUUUUCAAACGUGUGGUAGAUUGUUCAAGGUGAGCAAAAUAGUCAAGAGUUGAAAAAAUUGUAAACCAUACAUGAAAAGUUUCCAACUACCCUAUUUAUACAAAUAAUAUAGAGAGAGCAACCAGACCAUGGUAUUUUUUGCACUGCUGAAAUUUGUUAAUCCUGAAUAUGCUUUUCCUGCUUAGAUUAUGGCUUCUAGUGCUCACUUUCUCUUCAAUGGGAACCAUCUCUACCACCACCGCAUCUAUAACACCAGCCAACAUUUUAACCGCUGCUAACACCACUAAACCCGAUUGCCCACGAAAGUGUGGCAACCUAACCAUUCCGUACCCAUUUGGCAUCGGCUCUGAUUGCUCUAUCAGCUUUUACUUCAGCGUUUUCUGUAACACCUCUUACAACCCUCCUAGAGCUUUCACUAUGCUUGACCUUGGUUCAAACCGAGAAGCCGACAUUUUAGAGAUAACCGAGUCCCACAUGAUGCUUCGGAACUCUCGAAUAGCCUCAAAGUGUUACAAUUCCCAAGGGAAUGUGACUUCAGAGAAUUCAUUAGUCUUUGAUAUAGUUAACUCCCCCUUUACUUUCUCAAACAAUACCAACAAGUUAACUGUGGUUGGGUGUGAUGACUAUGCAUUGAUCUCAGGUUACACAGGAGUCCUCGCGAAUGGGAGCCGACAUCAGUAUAACAGUGUUGGGUGCCUUGCCUUGUGCUCUAGCCCUAAUGAGCUGACUCCGGGAUCUUGUUCAGGUUUGGGUUGUUGUCAGACUUCAAUACCGGUUGGGUUACAGUCUUUCGUGAUUACCCUUUUGAGCUUGAGGAAUCAUACUGGUCCUAACAUCUCGAGUUUUCAGCCUUGUGCUUAUGCGUUUCUCUCUGGAAGAGGGAGCUUCACCUUUGGCGGAGCUUCAGAUUUUGCUCCCAAUAGUCUACUGAAUAGAGCAAAGGAUGAAGUUCCUAUGGUGCUUGAUUGGCUUGUUGGGGAUUAUAACUUCAGUUCUAAUUCCCGGCCUACGUGUAAUGAUGCUAGGAAAAACUCAACAACUUAUGCUUGUCAGUUGAAUUCCCGUUGUGUCGAUGUUGAUGGAGGAGGAGGAGGAUAUCAUUGCAAAUGCAAUUCAGGUUAUGAGGGUAAUCCUUAUCUUGAACCAGGUUGCACAGAUAUCAAUGAGUGCGCUGCUGGCUCGAACAACCCAUGUAGCAUGGUAUGUGUUAACACACCAGGGAGUUUCAAAUGCUCGUGCCCAAGUGGAUAUUUCGGCGAUGGGUUGAUUAGAAAUGGGACUGCUUGCACAAAGAUUGUUAAUAAUAGUUCAUCCACCCUCAAGAAAAUCAUUCUUGGGUUAGGCAUAUCCUUAGGAUCAAUACUUCUAUCCCUUUGUUGUUGGGGGUUGUAUGUCCUUACCAGAAGAAGGAUAUUAGCAAACCAAAAGGCGAGACACUUCGAGAGAAACGGCGGCUUAUUGUUACAACAACAAAUGUCCUACGACGAAAGCGUUGUAGCAAGAAUGAAAAUCUUCACCAUUGACGAGUUAGACAAAGCCACUGACCAUUUCAACGAGAAUAGAAUACUCGGUAAAGGAGGUCAAGGUACUGUCUACAAAGGAAUGCUAACCGAAGGAAGAAUUGUUGCCAUUAAAAAGUCAAAAAUCAUGGCUGAAAGUCCUUUAAUAGAGUUCAUCAACGAAGUGGUUAUCUUAUCACAGAUUAACCAUAGGAAUAUAGUCAAGUUACUGGGAUGUUGUUUGGAGACUGAAGUUCCGUUACUGGUUAACGAUUAUAUCCCGAAUGGUACUCUCUUCCAACAUAUUCAUCAACCGAGUGAAGAGUUCCCAAUAACAUGGAGAAUGCGGUUGCAGAUAGCUUCUGAUAUUGCGGGAGCUUUAGCUUACUUGCAUUCCUCAUCUUCAACUCCUAUCCUUCACCGUGACAUAAAGUCUUCUAACAUACUUUUGGAUGACAAGUACAGGGCAAAGUUGUCAGAUUUCGGGACUUCGAGAUCAAUUGCCCUUGAUCAAACCCAUGUAACUACUCGGGUUAUGGGUACAUUUGGUUAUUUAGAUCCGGAAUACUUUCAGUCGAGUCAGUACACAGAGAAGAGCGAUGUUUACAGUUUUGGGGUGGUUCUGAUUGAGCUUUUGACAGGGGAGAAGGCAAUACGUAGUAUACUCGAAGAAGAUAGAAGUUUGACGUCUUGGUUUCUUUCGCAUAUGGAAAGUUCUCGCUUGUUUGACAUCGUGGAUACUCAACUCGUACAAGAGGGUUGUUCGAAAGAAGAGUUUCAGACAGUUGCUGAUGUCGCAAAGCGGUGUUUGAACUCAGAAGGGAAGUACAGACCAACAAUGAAGGAAGUUUUGGUGGAGAUUGAAGUGGUUUUGUCACUUCAUUUGCCGCAACAAAACUGGGUAGAAACUCAGCAUGAAGGAACUAAACAUGCAAAGAAUGGUGUUCCAUAUUCUAGCACAUUGUAUUUAGAUAAUUAUUCUUCGAAUUCUGCUGAAUUAUCCCUGUUGUUUAAUCCUAGAUGAUAGCAGUAGAUUAUAACUUCUAGAUUUUCUUAUGCAAAAUCUUUUAUGGAUUGUACAAAUUAAUUUAUGUAUUUAUGACAAAAUUACUAUUGAUUAUUUUUUUCACAUUUAUUUAAUCCUUAUAAUUGACAUA
Spinacia oleracea (spinach) is the source of this 4234-nucleotide messenger RNA. RefSeq names its product wall-associated receptor kinase-like 8. Gene Ontology annotation, biological process: protein phosphorylation; cell surface receptor signaling pathway. The transcript has 3 exons. NCBI's taxonomy places the organism in Eukaryota, Viridiplantae, Streptophyta, Magnoliopsida, Caryophyllales, Amaranthaceae. The coding region runs from base 1747 to 4101 and encodes 784 amino acids. The record is from RefSeq and is a predicted model, not a curated record. Gene Ontology annotation, cellular component: plasma membrane. Gene Ontology annotation, molecular function: protein serine/threonine kinase activity; polysaccharide binding; calcium ion binding.